Cajanus cajan (pigeon pea) is the source of this 3273-nucleotide messenger RNA. RefSeq names its product putative boron transporter 2. Gene Ontology annotation, biological process: monoatomic ion homeostasis; monoatomic anion transport; transmembrane transport. The record is from RefSeq and is a predicted model, not a curated record. Gene Ontology annotation, molecular function: solute:inorganic anion antiporter activity. NCBI's taxonomy places the organism in Eukaryota, Viridiplantae, Streptophyta, Magnoliopsida, Fabales, Fabaceae. Gene Ontology annotation, cellular component: plasma membrane.
CACACAUUCUCACAUGUCACACAAAAAUCUUCCAACUGCAGUCUUUGGUUUGCUUCCUCUUUUUCUUCUUCCUCUGCUGAAUUGCUUUCAGUUACAACCUUAGCGUGCGUGUCUGAAUCUUAUUUACCUUACCCUCUUCUCUUCUUUAUUACUACAUCAUUUUACUCAUGUAACUGAUAUUUGAUUAAGGUACCAUCUCUCUUUGCAUGUGAUGUCCAACAACUUGUUACAAGUAUUUUAAACCAUUCCCAUCAUGGUUUCUGUCAUGGAAUCUCGUUAAUUUUGCGACUCUGUUCGUGUUCUGUCUUGCCCAUUUAUCUCAAGCGUUUCUGAGUUGUAACUAAUGCAGCUUAUGAUGGGUUUCCGCUAAUUUGUUUGGACUGUUCUCCAAGGCUAUACCUUUAGAAUUCAAUUUCAGUUUGAAUGUGACAGACAAACGUGAAUGUUUAAUGUUUACGUUUGGUCUCGCAGAAUGAUGAUUAUAUGGAAGGUUUCUGUGGUAAGAUAGUGAAAGAGGUUUUGGAUCUUGGCUUUGUCAUGGUCUAACUCUGCUCUUCAUUUUCUGCCUAUGGAGAGUGUUUGUUAUUCAUUUGCUAACUUCUCAUUCUUUUGCCAGUCUUAACAAUAUAUCCAGAACAUUUUCAUUGUUAUUCUAAAUGUGAAUUCAUCAUCUGGAUUCGUUUAUUCGUUUUCCGGCCUUAUUCCUAAAUCUAAGAGAUGAUUAUCCUUUUUUUCUUGCUUUCCUAUUUAGGAAGAAUAAGACAUGUAGGUUUUGCCUCUCCCUGCUCAAAGUUUUGUUAUAGAUACUUUUACUAAGCAACUUUAAUCACUAUUUGCCUCUAGAGUCACUUGAAGUGAUUCACCAUCUUCCACUCACACCUUCUGCUAACCAAAACUUAGACCAGUAUUCAUCCCUUGAUAUUCCAAUACCUUCAUGGAAGAAACAUUUGUUCCCUUACGCGGGAUCAAGAACGACCUCAAAGGAAGACUUGUGUGCUACAAACAAGAUUGGACUAGUGGAUUCCAGGCAGGCAUCAGGAUCCUUGCCCCAACUACAUAUAUAUUUUUUGCUUCAGCAAUUCCAGUUAUCUCUUUUGGAGAGCAACUAGAGAGAAACACAGAUGGAGCUCUAACUGCAGUGCAGACCCUUGCAUCAACCGCACUAUGUGGCAUUGUCCAUUCAAUCUUUGGCGGGCAGCCCCUCCUCAUACUAGGUGUAGCCGAGCCAACUGUUCUGAUGUACACAUUCCUUUAUGACUUCGCAAAGGAUAGAAAGGAUUUGGGUCACAAACUAUUCCUUCCUUGGACUGGAUGGGUGUGUGUUUGGACUGCCUUGUUGCUCUUCUUGCUGGCAAUUCUUGGUGCAUGCUCCAUAAUCAACAGAUUCACACGCCUAGCAGGUGAACUAUUUGGUCUGCUAAUUGCAAUGCUCUUUAUGCAGCAGGCAAUAAGGGGACUUGUGGAAGAGUUCGGUGCAGCCCAGUCCAAGAGAGAAGUUACCAAUCAGAUUGCACUCCAAUCCUCUUGGCUGUUUGGAAAUGGAAUGUUUGCUUUGGUUUUGUCAUUCGGCCUUCUGUUUACUGCACUAAGAAGCCGUAAGGCUAGAUCCUGGAGAUAUGGAACAGGAUGGUUGCGGGGAUUUGUAGCUGAUUAUGGAGUCCCACUAAUGGUUCUUGUGUGGACUGCUGUGUCUUAUAUACCUACCAAUAAGGUUCCAAGGGGAAUCCCAAGGCGACUUUUCAGUCCAAAUCCAUGGUCUCCUGGUGCAUACUCAAAUUGGACUGUAAUUAAGGAAAUGUUGAAUGUGCCUCCCAUGUAUAUUAUUGGAGCAUUUAUACCAGCAACCAUGAUUGCUGUGCUUUACUACUUUGAUCACAGUGUUGCAUCACAACUUGCCCAGCAGAAGGAGUUCAAUCUAAGAAAACCCUCAUCUUAUCAUUAUGACCUUCUCCUCUUGGGCUUCCUGACCAUUUUGUGUGGGCUUAUUGGAAUACCUCCAUCCAACGGUGUGAUUCCCCAAUCUCCAAUGCAUACUAAAAGCUUAGCUACUCUAAAACAUCAGCUCUUGCGGAAUAAGCUUGUAUCGGCUGCACGAAAAAGCAUACAGAAAAAUAUGAACCUUUGUCAAUUAUACCGAAGUAUGCAAGAAGCAUAUGAUCAAAUGCAGACUCCAUUAGCUCACCAAAUACCACCAGCCAUGGGGCUAAAGGAGUUGAAGGAAUCCACCGUUCAACUGGCUUCAAGUCAUGGAUACAUUGAUGCCCCUAUUGAUGAGGUUGUUUUUGAUGUGGAUAAGGAUAUUGAUGAUCUUUUGCCGGUUGAAGUUAAAGAACAGCGUCUCAGCAAUCUGCUGCAGGCAUUGAUGGUCGGGGCUUGUGUUGCUGCUAUGCCUCUUUUGAAGAAGAUACCGACUUCAGUGCUUUGGGGUUACUUUGCUUUCAUGGCAAUUGAAAGCUUGCCCGGAAAUCAGUUUUGGGAGAGAAUCUUGUAUCUUUUCACUGCUCCGAGUCGAAGAUACAAAGUGAUGGAGAAACAUCAUGCGAUAUUUGUUGAGACCGUGCCCUUCAAAACGAUUGCCAUGUUUACCUUAUUCCAGACAUCUUAUUUGCUUCUCUGCUUUGGUCUAACCUGGAUACCAAUUGCUGGGGUCCUUUUCCCAUUGUUAAUCAUGCUUCUUAUCCCAGUAAGGCAAUAUUUCCUUCCCAAAUUUUUUAAAGCAGCUCAUCUUCAAGAGUUGGAUGCUGCAGCAUACGAGGAAGCACCUGCUAUCAGUUUCAACUUGUCAUUCGAAAAUUCAGGUAGUCAGGCAACAACAGACAGUAUUAAUAGUGGGGAAAUUCUUGAUGAAAUUAUUACAAGGAGUCGCGGAGAGAUCUGCCUCAAAAAAAAUUCAAGGUGUUCAACUCCAAUAUCACUUGGAGAUGCUAUAACCACUUAUGGAAACAUCUCAAAGGAUUCACAGCCAUUGAGUAACUCAACUGAGAGGGGAAAACAGCCUAGGAUCAAUUAUGAAGGAGAUCAAGUUCAAGAUAACUACUAGUCCACGGCCAUCAUUUCUUGGAAAAGAAUCCAACGGUUCACCUUCAAGCUAAUAUGGUAUCCUUAAGUUUGACGAAAAUAGUUUUAAGUGAUGCACUAGAGGUCACGAGCUUGAUUUAUGUAACGGAAGUCGACUUAUAGAUGUUUGUCUUUGACUCUUCUUCCUUUCAAUCUCUUACCAUAUUAACUACAUUAUUCCUUAAUACAAAAGGAGCAGGGGUAGUUUCAAGUUGA